Messenger RNA from Tarenaya hassleriana, 641 nucleotides. RefSeq names its product signal recognition particle 9 kDa protein. Lineage: Eukaryota; Viridiplantae; Streptophyta; Magnoliopsida; Brassicales; Cleomaceae. Gene Ontology annotation, molecular function: 7S RNA binding. Gene Ontology annotation, biological process: negative regulation of translational elongation; SRP-dependent cotranslational protein targeting to membrane. The coding region runs from base 90 to 401 and encodes 103 amino acids. The record is from RefSeq and is a predicted model, not a curated record. The transcript has 4 exons. Gene Ontology annotation, cellular component: signal recognition particle, endoplasmic reticulum targeting.
CCUUUUUCCUCCGCCUCUUCCCCGACGGAGUUGAGAUCGGGAAAUUCUUAAAAUCCAAAUUCUCUCUCAUCAAUUUGACUGGAUCGAAAAUGGUCUACAUCGUUUCCUGGGACGAAUUUGUCGAUCGAUCUGUUCAGCUGUUUCGAGCCGAUCCCGAAUCUACAAGGUAUACCAUGAAGUAUAGGCACUGUGACGGCAAGUUGGUUCUUAAGGUUACUGAUAAUAAGGAGUGUCUCAAAUUCAAGACGGACCAAGCACAAGAUGCGAAGAAGAUGGAGAAGCUGAAUAACAUAUUCUUCACUUUGAUGGCCAGAGGACCAGAUGUUGAUCUAUCUGAAGUUACUGGGAAAGAACAGAUCGAGACACAACCCGUAAAGAAAGGAAGAGGAAGGAAGCAAUGAUUCUUUGAUGAGUUGCUUAAAGUUUCAAUCUUUCCUUUUUUUUUCCUUGUUCGAGAAAUCUAGGUGUUGUGGCUGAGACAAAAGGCAAAAAAGUACGCGUUGUCUCCGUGUCUCUGACUGUGUUACGGUCCGACCUUCCCUGUAACGUAUCUUCCGCAGAUGAGCAUCGGAUUUGUUGGACUUAAAGGACGAUUCUUUUCCUUUUUUGGAUUAUUUAAUCAAUUCUAUGAUUUAGUUCUA